Messenger RNA from Endocarpon pusillum Z07020, 372 nucleotides. RefSeq lists its product as uncharacterized. Lineage: Eukaryota; Fungi; Ascomycota; Eurotiomycetes; Verrucariales; Verrucariaceae. The transcript has 2 exons. The record is from RefSeq and is a predicted model, not a curated record. The coding region runs from base 1 to 372 and encodes 123 amino acids.
AUGUCCGACGCGACCCAGCAUGUCACCAGCGAGGAGAGCCGCGGAAAGGAAUCCACCGAUUCCAGAGCUCACGGUGGCAACACACCAACUGGCUCUGAACCUUCUACGACCAAUUCCCAAACCGAGAAAGUGGAGCCCAAGAACGAGCAGAUCGAGCGAGUGAAAGCAAAUCUCCCACUUCCCGAAGACCCGCCCGCGGCCUCGGACUGGAAUUCGGCUGAUAGUAGGACGGUCAAUGUGGGUAGUGGGGCUGUAGGGGAUGAUGUGAGCAAGAUAGGGUCAGGUGGUGAGAGCGGGUUGAGGGAACCGGCGACGGCGGAGAGUAGUGUGAGGGUUGAUGGGGAGGAGCUUCAUAAACCUACGGCGCCUUGA